This is a messenger RNA of Penicillium diatomitis, 381 nucleotides long. RefSeq lists its product as uncharacterized. NCBI's taxonomy places the organism in Eukaryota, Fungi, Ascomycota, Eurotiomycetes, Eurotiales, Aspergillaceae. The transcript has 2 exons. Bases 1 to 381 code for a protein of 126 amino acids. The record is from RefSeq and is a predicted model, not a curated record.
AUGACUUCUACUUUUAAGCUGCCUUCUUUCUCCUUGUCUACCUGCUUGACAGUGUUCUGGGGUUAUUGGAAAGGUGCACACCGUCAGGCUGAGAAGAUCACCAUUUACGAUACCAUUUUCUCGAUCGGUUUCUUUGCUUUCCACUUCAUUAUGUGGAUCAUUGCGACGUCCAUUGAUCCAAAUAACAAAGUAACGAGUAACGGGGAAGACAUAUGGGACUGGUUCUGCACCGCAAACACUUGGAAACAGCUUCUCUCUCACACCAUCAGUUGCACCCGAUUGUGCCGUCUGCAGAAACGGGACUCUUUUUCGAUUGCUAUUGGCAUUGUUAUUAAUCUCGUGGUUCUGCUCGUCUACGGCAUUGGCGCAUACGGUGUCUAG